CAUUCUUUUGCUUACCAAAUGUCACUCUCCUGUCAUUGAUUCUCUCGUGAAUAUCAAAACAACUUUCUCUCUCUCUCUCUCUCUCUCUGCAGACUGGCAUGUAGACAAACACAAUUUACAUCUGAUCUGAUCAAUGACUUCAAGAAAGAGUGGAGGUGCUAGAAUGCAUGUUCAUAAAGGAGCAUGGACAGCUGAGGAGGACAAGAAACUGACCCAGUACAUUGAGAAUCAUGGCGCUAAAAAGUGGAAAACUGUGGCCAUCAAAUCGGGUUUGAAUAGGUGUGGUAAGAGUUGUAGGCUGAGGUGGUUGAACUAUCUGAGGCCAAACAUCAAGAGAGGCAACAUAGCUGAAGAUGAAGCUGACUUGAUCCUUAGGCUUCAUAAACUACUAGGAAACAGGUGGUCUUUGAUAGCUGGGAGACUUCCAGGGCGAACCGACAAUGAAAUCAAGAACUACUGGAAUACUCAUUUGAGCAAAAAAGUGACCCAAGUGGGAAAAUCUUCUUUAUCAGCAACACAAAAUCAGCCACCCAAGGCCAAUGCUGAACAAGUGGGAGGCAAUAAAGAAAGCGAAGAAGAAGAAGACCCAGAAUUGAACUUUGAUGUAGAUGAGUUCUUUGACUUCUCUGUGGAAGGGACAUAUGGCACAGAAUGGGUCAACAAGUUUCUUGAAGUUGAAAAUUAAAGGGUAUGCAAUAGAUGGCAGCUGGCAGAUUGUAAUGUAUUAAUAUCUAUGCCUAAUGCCUGUGCAGAAGACUAACCUGUUCUUGAGCAUGAAUGUGAUGAAAUCAAUUCGGUA
Ipomoea triloba (trilobed morning glory) is the source of this 799-nucleotide messenger RNA. RefSeq names its product transcription factor MYB114-like. NCBI's taxonomy places the organism in Eukaryota, Viridiplantae, Streptophyta, Magnoliopsida, Solanales, Convolvulaceae. The record is from RefSeq and is a predicted model, not a curated record. The transcript is spliced from 3 exons. Bases 134 to 685 code for a protein of 183 amino acids.